Lemur catta (Ring-tailed lemur) is the source of this 3150-nucleotide messenger RNA. It is a transcript of the gene FADS2, whose product is annotated as fatty acid desaturase 2. Gene Ontology annotation, biological process: lipid metabolic process. Gene Ontology annotation, molecular function: oxidoreductase activity, acting on paired donors, with oxidation of a pair of donors resulting in the reduction of molecular oxygen to two molecules of water. The transcript is spliced from 12 exons. The record is from RefSeq and is a predicted model, not a curated record. Gene Ontology annotation, cellular component: membrane. The coding region runs from base 336 to 1670 and encodes 444 amino acids. NCBI's taxonomy places the organism in Eukaryota, Metazoa, Chordata, Mammalia, Primates, Lemuridae.
CCGGGGUGGGGGGAGCCGGAGGGGCGGGCGGAGGAGGCGUCGAGGCCCUGAGCUACCCCGGAGUUUCUUUCUACUGGUGGCAAAAGUCCACGGCGGGCGGGCUGAGGGAGGGGCGGAGGAACGGGGCUGCUUUGAGGGCACUGGGAGCCGGGGAUACUCCCGAGCGCGGGCGCGGAGGCUGGGGGAGGGGGCGCGGUGGGAGGAGUAGAAGACAAAAGCCGAAAGCGUAGAGAGCCCGGGCGGCGCACACCGGCCGGCCUGCAGGGCGCCGUCUGUGCAGCGAGCAGCCGGCGCGGGGAGGCCGCGCUGCACCGGGCAGCCCGGUCGCAGGCAACAUGGGGAAGGGGGGGAACCAGGGCGAGGGAGCAACGGAGAGCGAGUCGCCGAUGCCCACCUUCAGCUGGGAGGAGAUUCAGAAGCAUAACCUGCGCACGGAUAGGUGGCUCGUCAUCGACCGCAAGGUUUACAACAUAACCAAAUGGUCCAGCCGGCAUCCGGGGGGCCUCCGGGUCAUCGGGCACUACGCGGGGGAAGAUGCUACGGAUGCCUUCUAUGCUUUCCACCCUGACCUUGAUUUUGUGCGCAAGUUCUUGAAGCCCCUGCUGAUUGGUGAGCUGGCCCCGGAGGAGCCCAGCCAGGACCGCGGCAAGAACUCUCAGAUCACCGAGGACUUCCGGGCCCUGAGGAAAAUUGCCGAGGACAUGAACCUGUUCAAGCCCAACCACCUGUUCUUCCUCCUCCUCCUGGCCCACAUCAUCGCCAUGGAGAGCAUCGCGUGGUUCACCAUCUUUUACUUUGGCAAUGGCUGGAUUCCUACCCUCGUCACGGCCUUUGUCCUUGUUAUCUCUCAGGCCCAAGCUGGAUGGCUGCAACACGAUUAUGGCCACCUUUCUGUCUACAAGAAGUCCAUAUGGAACCACAUUGUCCACAAGUUCGUCAUUGGCCACUUAAAGGGUGCCUCCGCCAACUGGUGGAACCAUCGCCACUUCCAGCAUCAUGCCAAGCCCAACAUCUUCCGCAAGGAUCCAGAUGUGAACAUGCUGCACAUGUUUGUCCUGGGCAAGUGGCAGCCCAUUGAGUACGGCAAGAAGAAGCUGAAAUACCUGCCUUACAACCACCAGCACCAGUACUUCUUCCUGAUCGGGCCGCCGCUGCUCAUCCCCAUGUACUUCCAGUACCAGAUCAUCAUGACCAUGAUCGUGCGCAAGGACUGGGUGGACCUGGCCUGGGCCAUCAGCUACUAUACCCGUUUCUUCUUCACCUACAUCCCUUUCUACGGCGUGCUGGGAGCCUUCGUCUUCCUCAACUUCAUCAGGUUCCUGGAGAGCCACUGGUUUGUGUGGGUCACGCAGAUGAAUCACAUCGUCAUGGAGGUUGGCCAGGAGUCCUACCGAGACUGGCUCAGCAGCCAGCUGGCAGCCACCUGCAACGUGGAGCAGUCCUUCUUCAACGACUGGUUCAGUGGGCACCUCAACUUCCAGAUCGAGCACCACCUCUUCCCCACCAUGCCCCGGCACAACUUCUACAAGAUCGCCCCGCUGGUGAAGUCUCUGUGCGCCAAGCAUGGCAUCGAGUACCAGGAGAAGCCGCUGCUGCAGGCCCUGCAGGACAUCAUCAGGUCCCUGAAGAAGUCUGGGCAGCUGUGGCUGGACGCCUACCUCCACAAAUGAAGCCACAGCCCUCGGCGUGCCCGUGGGGGUGACGGCCACAGGAAGGGUGGGCUUUUGUUCCAAGGGGUGUCCAUGAGGCUGGAGUACAUGCCACUUGUGGACCCCAUGUUUGCUCUUUCUCUUCUCCUUCCCUUCACUUCUCCCCCAAACUCUGUCCUCAUGGGCCUGCCCUCUGCCAGCCUGGCCCUCUCUCCCCGACCUCACAGCCCCUUCUCCCCAGGAGCAGAGAGGGGUGGCCACGGGAGGUGGCACUGUCCCUGCCUCCACCCUCUGCCCCUAAAGAUUGAAGGAGACCAGAGGUCCACGAGUCUGGCUCUCCUUGUGGCCUGGCCACCAGGCCUCACACUCUCCCCUUUUGUCCCUCAGACGCUCUCGGGAUCCACGGAGUAGGGUCCUCGGUGGCAAGGGUCCGACCCUCCAGGCCUGGCUGUGCUCUCCACAUCGGCCACCACUGGUCUGUGCUUUGUAGGGAGGCCCCACAGCUGGGACCAGUGGGGCCUCCCUUCAGAUGUCAGGACCCUGGGCCUGCAGCACAGCUAGCUCAGACCUUGGGGCCCAGGGAAAUGUCCUCCCGCACCCACCACUGGAGCUCUCUGGCCCUGGGCUUGUGCAGGCCCCAUUCCACCACGUUCUCAACUCGAGCCUAUGCCCUUGCCACCAAGGGGAGUCCCUGGUGUGGGCUCAGCAGAGAAGAUGGCCAGGUUGGGGGAAGGGCCAGCCGGCCUUGUUCAGAUUGUUGUCUUAGUUGAGAGGCCCAAGAUUAAAGAGCAGUCAGACCGUUUUCCCAAGUGCUCUGUCACCUGCUGGAUGGUGACAGCCAACCCUGGCUACUGGGCCCAAGUCUUGGGCCCUGCAGGCUGUUCCUGUCUGCGCUGUCUGUUCUGAACCUUUUGCUCCAGGAUGCAUUCCGAUAGGAGCGGGCAGGGGCUGGGCCUGUGACAAUCUGUCCUUUACCACGUGGCCUCGCCAGCCUCCCCCACGCCCAGUGGGCUGAGCUGGGCUUGCUCACGGCGGCCGGGGUGGCCCCGACAGUCAGGGCCUCUAGGCAGGAGGCAGAGCAGGAGGGAGGCUCAGGAGGAGGCAGCCCUGCACAGCCAGGGGACGGGGACCUCAUGAGGGCUGAGCUGAAGCCGAGAAGAGGAGCAGGUGGAGGCUGGAGGUGAGGGCAGCCAAGAGGCUGGGCAAGUGGGAGGGAGGGGACGUCUUGCCGCUGGGAGGGAUCCUGAGCUGCUGCGUUCAAAAUCUAACCCACUAACCAAUAUUUAGAUUCAGGGGAGGGGUGGGGCAUGAACGACUCAGAGAGGGGACCAGCAUCUAGUGUUGACAGACCUCUGGGUUGCCAUGGCAACAGGGCCCACUUCGGCCCCCCUGCCAGCUACCGUAUGGCAGGAGGAAUCCAUAGGGAACUGAUCUUAAUUUUUAUCAUGUUGCUUCCCCACCCCUACAUUUUUUGGAAAUAAAGGAAGUAAUUUUAUUCUCA